Choloepus didactylus (southern two-toed sloth) is the source of this 2037-nucleotide messenger RNA. RefSeq names its product tetratricopeptide repeat domain 32 (gene TTC32). Gene Ontology annotation, molecular function: identical protein binding. The record is from RefSeq and is a predicted model, not a curated record. The coding region runs from base 119 to 565 and encodes 148 amino acids. Lineage: Eukaryota; Metazoa; Chordata; Mammalia; Pilosa; Megalonychidae. The transcript is spliced from 4 exons.
UGGCGAGAUGCCGUCGUUUUGCGCUCAAGCUAAAUGUGAAGUUGCACAAGUCGUUCCGUAGCGCAGCGUCUGAGAUACCAAGCCCCAGUGCCCGCCGCCCGCCAGGCCUCGGACCGCUAUGGAAGCGCAGCCGGAGCAGGACGGCCGCGCAACCCUGACGCUCGCCCACGCUCACUUCCAGACGGGCGACUACGCGGAGGCCGAGAGACUGUACGCCGCGUACCUUUGCGAGCGCGACCGCACAGCCUCCGUAGGAGCGAGUCACGGCGGCAAAUACAGCCCUGAGGAUUUGGCUACUGCAUAUAACAACAGGGGGCAAAUCAAGUACUUCAGGGUUGAUUUUUACGAAGCCAUGGAUGACUACACAUCUGCCAUAGAAGUCCAACCCAAUUUUGAAGUUCCAUAUUACAAUAGAGGGUUGAUACUGUAUAGGCUGGGAUAUUUUGAUGAGGCUUUGGAAGAUUUCAAGAAGGUAUUAGAUUUAAAUCCUGGAUUUCAAGAUGCUACAUUGAGCUUAAAACAGACUAUUUUAGACAAAGAAGCAAAACAAAGAAGAAAUUAUUGAACAUUUUAACUUAAUUGAAAUAAUAACUCAUAAUCCUUAUACCUGGCAUCUAAUUGUUUCUAAUUUAAAAUAGGUAUUGAACUAUUUUGAUUUAUAUUUAAGAUAAAGAAAUGGAUGCAUUAGCACUGAAAGUUGCAUAGUAUAUAUAAGGUGGUUUCAGGUUGAGAAAAUAUGUCAAAUAGGUAUGCUUUCUAUAAAGUAUAACUGUAAUAUCAACAUAUAAUUGAAUGUCAUUACAGUAUAAUAUUUGAAUGUGAAGCAUCUUCUUCUGUAAAAUGUUUUUGCAAUUUUUUAUUCCCAGUUUAUUUAAAAAAUUUUGAAUCCACAGAAAAGUUGAAAGAAUAACAGAAUAAACACCUUUAAACUCUUGACUUUGAUUCCCCAGUUAACUUCAUGCCCCAUUUCCUUCUUCUGUUUAUUUAAAUAUAGAACUCUUUUUUGCUGAACCAUUUGAAAAUAAGUUGUAGAUACAACAGUACCUCACCUCUAAAUAUUUCAGCUUGCAUCUCCUAAAAAUAAAGACAUUGUCCUUUAUAACUACAAUACCAUUAUGAUAUCUAAUAAAAUUAAUAAUCCAGCCCAUGUUCAAAUUUUUGCAGUCGCUCCCAAAAUGUUUUGUGUAGGUUUUUAUUUUAGGAUCUAGAGCCAAAUAAGUCUCAUUGCAUUUUGUUGUUAUGUCUCUCUGAGUUCUUUUAGUCUAGUAUAGUUUCCCUGCCAGUUUCCCCCCAUGAGAUUUGCUUUGAGAACAAAGAUAUUUCUUAUAACUAGAGAGACAUAACAUUUGGGCUUAAAAAUAAGUUCGUUUCCUACAUGAGAGCAAUUUGAAAGUGUUCCACUUACACUUGAUUUUCUUUAGAAAUCAUUGAUAAGAUGGGUUUGAGAUUUAAAUACUGAACUUAGUUCUCUGUCUCUGGAUGAUGAAAACAACUAUGAUCGUUGCCCUUUACUGAAUGCUUAGCUAAGCUGAGCACUUUACAUGAUAAAUUGGGGUGGGGUGGGGUGAACCAGAGUGCACUGAUGAAAAGCAUUUCGUAAAUACAAGGCUUUAACCAAGUCUGUUUUAUUUGGAUGCUGCCAGCAGACUUCAUGAUUGGACUACCACAAAUUGGGAAGAACUUGAAGGGAAAAAUGCCAAUGCUUGCCACGUCCCAUCUAUAUAUUUUUUUUGUUUUUAUUGUAAUUAAACUGUAUUUCGAGCAUACAAACUGUAUCGCAACAUCUCCCAAAGUAACCUGUUCCUGCUGUGGAAAAACCGUUGUGUUGUGGAAAUGACCCUGAUCGGGGAAAGGAAGGUUUGUUAACGAGCGUCUCUAGGGAGGCACUGAGGAAAUUCUGUGCCUCUCAGGUGCAGUCUCCAUCAUCAACCCCAACAUUUUUGUUUGUUUGUUUUAAUUUAAUAGAUCUCAUGAAGCAGAAAAUGUAAUUGCCUUGUUUUUAGUUAAUAAAUAACGUCUGGUAUAAUACAUGAAGAA